Messenger RNA from Lolium perenne, 1110 nucleotides. RefSeq names its product plant cysteine oxidase 3. Gene Ontology annotation, molecular function: oxidoreductase activity, acting on single donors with incorporation of molecular oxygen, incorporation of two atoms of oxygen. NCBI's taxonomy places the organism in Eukaryota, Viridiplantae, Streptophyta, Magnoliopsida, Poales, Poaceae. The record is from RefSeq and is a predicted model, not a curated record.
AAUCGUUAUCGUUUCGCCCCGGAAACCUCCCCCUCCCAGCUUCGCCGUCUUGCUGGGCUCGCGGCGGCGGCGCUGCUCCGCCGUAUACAUCCAAGCUCCAGCCGCGCGGGAGGCGGAGAAUACAACCCCCGCGCUCGUCCUAAUGGCGUGGGGCGUGCCCACGCGGCUGCCGUCGUCACGGGUGCAGGCCCUGUACGAGCUCUGCAAGCGCACCUUCCCCUCCCCUUCCUCCGCCGCCCCGCCCUCCCCUCCUCCGGCCAGCGCCGUCCGCGCCAUAUCCUCCAUCAUGGAUACGAUCAGUCCCGCGGAUGUCGGGCUCAGGGACGACAACCUCGAGGACGGCGGCGGGCACGGGUUCUUCGAAUCCAGCUUCAUGAAGGGCUCGGCGAGGGCGGCGAGAUGGGCGCAGCCCAUCACGUACCUGCACAUCUACGAGUGCGACGCCUUCUCUAUUGGAAUAUUCUGCUUACCUACUUCAGCAGUCAUUCCUCUUCAUGAUCAUCCAGAAAUGACUGUGCUGAGCAAAAUACUGUAUGGUUCCAUGCACGUGAAAUCAUAUGAUUGGAUAGAGCCUACUGUUUUAGCAAGUAACCAACCAGUAAGACUAGCCAAGUUAUAUACGGAUGAUGUUCUUACUGCUCCAUGUCCAACUACCGUUUUGUAUCCCCAAAGUGGCGGGAACCUACACUCAUUCACUUCAGUUGCCUCUUGUGCUGUUCUUGAUGUACUUGCGCCGCCAUACGCUGAAAAUGCUGGGAGAGUUUGCACCUACUUCCAUGAUUAUCCGUUUUCUAGCUUCUCAGCCGAACACACAAAGAUGGUUGAUCGCCCAGAUGAUUAUGCCUGGAUUGAGGCCAUAAACUCACCCGUGAACAUCUACAUGCGCCCUGGCAUGUAUACUGGCCCAACCGUACAGGAUCGUCUAUCAUGAGUUCACACCCAGUGAACCGUGGAGCAUCAAGCAGUGUGCAGUUCUUCCAGUGUAGUGUUGUAUAUGUACUGUUUUUGUGUUACCUUUUUUAUUUAGUUUUUGCUUGGAAAAUCUGGUUGGAUAUGGUGAAUAUAUGAUCAAAAAAUUCCCUGGUUCAUCUAGUGGAGACAUUGAUAUUC